GCGAUGGACUUGGCCUAUGUCUGCGAGUGGGAGAAAAAGCCAAAAAGCAACCACUGCCCUUCCAUUCCCUUAGUGUGCGCGUGGUCCUGCCGGAACCUCAUCGCCUUCACCACAGACCUCAAAAAUGAGGAGGAAAAAGAUCUCACCCAUAUGGUCCAUAUCAUUGACACCGAGCAUCCGUGGGACGUCUAUUCCGUUAACUCUGGCCAUACUGAAGUCAUCACUUGUUUGGAGUGGGAUCAGUCAGGCUCCAGGCUGCUCUCGGCAGAUGCAGACGGUCACAUCAAGUGCUGGAGCAUGACCGAUCACUUGGCCAACAGCUGGGAGAACACCGUGGGCAGUAUGGUGGAAGGGGACCCGGUUGUGGCCCUGUCCUGGCUGCACAAUGGCGUGAAGCUGGCUCUGCACGUGGAAAAGUCUGGAGCAUCGAACUUUGGUGAGAAGUUUUCCAGGGUCAAGUUCUCUCCGUCACUGACGCUGUUUGGUGGGAAGCCCAUGGAGGGCUGGAUUGCUGUGACCAUCAGUGGGCUGGUGACGGUCUCUCUCCUCAAGCCCAACGGGCAGGUGCUGACGUCCACAGAGAGCCUGUGCCGCCUCCGCUGUCGCGUUGCCUUGGCAGAUGUUGCCUUCACUGGUGGGGGGAACAUCGUGGUGGCCACAUCAGAUGGCAGCAGCACCUCCCCUGUCCAGUUCUACAAAGUCUGUGUCAGUGUGGUGAACGAGAAAUGCAAAAUUGACACCGAAAUCCUGCCUUCCCUCUUCAUGCGCUGCACCACGGACCCUGCCCGCAAAGACAAAUACCCAGCAAUCACUCACCUGAAAUUCCUUGCCCGGGACAUGUCAGAGCAGGUGUUGCUUUGUGCCUCCAACCAAAACAGCAGCAUCGUGGAGUGCUGGUCUCUGCGGAAAGAGGGCUUGCCAGUCAAUAAUAUCUUUCAGCAAAUCUCCCCUGUGGUUGGAGACAAGCAACCCAUGAUACUGAAAUGGCGAAUUCUUUCUGCCACCAAUGACUUGGACCGGGUUUCGGCUGUGGCUCUGCCCAAGUUGCCAAUCUCCCUCACCAAUACUGAUCUGAAGGUAGCGAAUGACACCAAAUUCUUCCCUGGAUUAGGUCUGGCUUUGGCUUUUCACGAUGGCAGUGUCCACAUUGUGCAUCGCUUGUCCUUGCAAAUGAUGGCCGUCUUCUACGGCUCUUCCUCCCAGCGCUCAGUGGAUGAACAGGCUAUCAAAAGGCAGCGAACCGCUGGUCCCCUGGUUCAUUUCAAAGCCAUGCAGCUCUCCUGGACGUCUCUGGCCUUGGCUGGCAUUGAUAGUCAUGGGAAGCUGAGCAUGCUUCGCAUCUCCCCCUCCAUGGGCCACGUGCUGGACAUGAACAUGUCCCUCCGUCACUUGCUGUUCCUGUUGGAGUAUUGCAUGGUGACUGGCUACGACUGGUGGGACAUCCUUCUCCACGUCCAACCCAACAUGGUCCAGAACCUGGUGGAGAAGCUGCAUGAAGAGUAUAUGCGCCAGAACGCGGCCCUGCAGCAGGUCCUCUCCACACGCAUUGUUGCCAUGAAGGCAUCUCUCUGCAAGCUCUCCUCCAGCACGAUAGCGCGUGUGUGUGACUACCAUGCGAAGCUGUUCCUGAUCGCCAUUAGCUGCACCCUGAAAUCGCUGCUACGCCCGCACUUCCUGAACACCCCGGACAAGAGUCCCGGGGACCGACUCACCGAGAUCUGCUCCAAGAUCACAGAUAUAGACAUUGACAAGGUGAUGAUUAACCUGAAGACAGAGGAAUUUGUCCUGGAGAUGACCACGUUGCAGUCCCUGCAGCAGCUCAUCCAGUGGGUGGGAGAUUUUGUGCUCUAUCUGCUGGCCAGCCUUCCCAACCAGGGCUCCCCUGUGCGGCCGGGACACAGCUUUCUGCGAGACGGGGCCUCCUUGGGCAUGUUCAGGGAGCUGAUGGUGGUGAUCCGGAUUUGGGGACUGCUGAAGCCAAGCUGCCUCCCCGUCUACACGGCAACCUCUGACACCCAGGACAGCAUGUCCCUCCUCUUCAGGCUCCUAACGAAACUCUGGCUGUGCUGUCGUGAGGAGAAUCACAUAACGGAGCCAGAUGAUACCCUGAUAGACGAAUGUUGCCUCCUACCUAGCCAGUUGCUCAUUCCCAAUAUUGACUGGUUGCCCAUCAACGAUGGCAUUAUCAGCAAGCUGCAGAACAAACAGCUUGUCCGACUGCAGUUUGGGAAAGCUCCUGGGCUCAUUGGUCACACCGUCUCUUCCCAGUUUGAUGCCUUUGUCAGGGCGCCUGGACAGCCCAAAAUCGAUCAUCUGAGGCGGCUUCAUUUAGGAGCGUACCCAACAGAGGAGUGCAAGUCGUGUACCAGGUGCGGUUGUGUGACGAUGCUGAAAUCGCCCAACAAAGUCACAGCGGUGAAACAGUGGGAGCAGCGCUGGAUCAAGAACUGCUUGUGCGGGGGGCUGUGGAGGAGGAUGCCCCUCAGCUAUUCCUGA
Messenger RNA from Charadrius vociferus (killdeer), 2496 nucleotides. It is a transcript of the gene MED16, whose product is annotated as mediator complex subunit 16. Gene Ontology annotation, biological process: positive regulation of DNA-templated transcription. Lineage: Eukaryota; Metazoa; Chordata; Aves; Charadriiformes; Charadriidae. The coding region runs from base 4 to 2496 and encodes 830 amino acids. Gene Ontology annotation, molecular function: protein binding. The transcript has 14 exons. The record is from RefSeq and is a predicted model, not a curated record. Gene Ontology annotation, cellular component: mediator complex.